Molecule: messenger RNA, 486 nt
Organism: Peronospora matthiolae
Lineage: Eukaryota; Oomycota; Peronosporomycetes; Peronosporales; Peronosporaceae
Source: the annotation of a GenBank genome assembly
AUGAUACAGACGCAGUUCAACAAGAAGGUCAAAUUUGUGCGACACGAUGGAGCCCGCGAGUUUGCGACGAACUCGCUUCAAGAUUUCUACGAAGUCGAAGGCAUCGAGCAACAAACCACGGUGCCAUACGCACAUCAAGCCAAUGGAACUGCUGAACGCGCGAUUCGAACUAUCGUCACCAUCGGUCGUAGCAUGCUCCAUCAUGCCAAGUUGGACAAGUGCUUCUGGGCUGAAGCGGCAAUGACGGCCGUCUAUGUGAAGAACCGUUUGCCGUCUCCCAAGAUUCCACACAAGACACCGUUCGAGAUUGUCUACAAUUCUAAGCCAAGUGUCAAGCACAUGCGCGUUUUUGGGUGCCAAGCAUACAUCUUGACCCCGAAGGAGAAACGACUCAAGUGGGAUCCCAAGACUCGUGCUGGAAUCUUUUUGGCUACGAAGAAGUAUCAAAAGCGUAUCGAGUUUACGGCAUCGAAGCGGGGCAGGUGA